This is a messenger RNA of Rubroshorea leprosula, 916 nucleotides long. The record is from the annotation of a GenBank genome assembly. Lineage: Eukaryota; Viridiplantae; Streptophyta; Magnoliopsida; Malvales; Dipterocarpaceae.
GCAGAACAAAAAAGAAAAGGGGAACCCGGCACCAGCUUUGAAAAAUUGGUGAGAAAGCUUGGAAUUUCUCCUUAUUUCUUGUCCAAUAACCUGAUUUGGAACCCAAAAAUCUUUCCCCCUUGCUGGAAAGCCAGAUCUGCUCUGCUCUGUCUUCCUCACCGCCGGCUACCCUUGAUUUUGGGUGCAAAAUUCUGGGCUGUUUCGGUAAGAAAUAGCCAUUAAAUUCUCUGUUUUUCCUUGAAUUAGCUUGGGUUCAUGUUAAAUCUAGUGUUUCUCCAGAUUUUGGGUGAACCCGUGAGCUUUCCCUGCAGCUUGCCGUCGGCCUCUUCCCCCCCUGCAGCUUCGGUUUUAGCUGGAGAAUUAUGUCGGGGUUACUGUGCACGUCGGGGUUACUGUUCACCGGUUACUGUUCACACCCCGAGGGCCAACAUUUAACGGGAAUUUAAGUGAUUAGUUUGUGAUAUGAGAACGAAUUUGGAGAUAUUUGAUCAUGUGGAGAUUGAUAGGAAUAGCAUUGUGAUUAGGAAUGAUCCUAAUGAUGAUUUCAGCUUGAAUUUAUGAUAGUGGUAUUAAUUCUUGAAAUAUCUUGAUUAGGUUCUUGAUCGUCCUGUCAAUUUAGUACGUGAAUUGAGUACUCGGUUUUAUGCGAGUGAGGUAGUGUGCCCCGAGACUCGGAAAUCAAGGGGAGUGACGUGAUAAAAGGGUAGCCACUUGAGAUUUGACAUAGAUUUUAAAUACAUGUACACCACGCUCUUGUAAGUUAGAUUUUAAUUGGAAAUUGUAUGGUAUCAAAACUGAUUUUGUUCAGUAAGUUCCGAGCCUUGUGCAUUUGUGGGACCCGUCUCACGAGUGCACGGCGUCUGUCGCGCCUCGGAUUCGGGUUCUGGGGCGUGACAGAUAAAGAGUUUCUUUAUUU